ACUUUGUAUACGACAAGACGAUUAGAACGCCUGGGCCAACGACGUCAUCGGUCAAACCAGGCUUGUCAGCCAACUCUCCUAUCACCAGGUGUGGCCGGGCAAGAUCCCUGCUAGGCGCCUGCUCUUGCCAUGCGGAGGACGAGCUAUGAUGUAGAUGUUGCUGUUCCUGCGGCCUGCGGCGCGCAACCGCUUACCCUCAUCUUCCUAUAAAUCUUUCUGUAUUCUUCUCGAUUCGUAUGUCUGGCGAAGAAAGCACCCAUCGCAUCUCGCUAGUGGACAACAGUCGUCACCCACAGUCAGAAACGAACAUGUCUGCAAACGAAGAGAAGGAGAAUGUCCAGCCGGAUAGUGGGCAGGAGACGGGCACCCAAAAGAAAGGAGGUACGUUUACCCCUGAUGUUUGCGAGGACACCUAUGAAGACGAUGCUGAUGGAGGUGCCCAGGCUCCUGGAUCUCAAAGCCAGAAGAGAUGGGAAACAACAUUGGAGGGAAGAUCGAAGACACCCUUUCACCUGUUGGGAAGUACGCUGGCAAGGGCUUCGAGAAGGCUGCACAACCAAUUGGUGGCGUCGUUGAUCCCACAGUCGGCGGCAUCAUGCGCAUGGGCAAAGGAUUUGGAGAUCAGUUUGGUGUCGGCUUUGGUAACGAAGGAGGUGGCCCAGCCAAACAACAAGAGGCGGAACAUGAGAAUUUGAAGAAGGGGUUGGGAGGGAAUGAGCAGAAUGCAAGCAACCCCUUGGGCCUGUGAGGAGGCACAUGUUUACAUAUACCGAUGAGAGGGUCGCUGUCCAUAUAUGGCCUUGCUUGACAGGGCUGUGUGCACAAAAGGAUGGUCAUAUUUAACGAUAUAUAUACCUACGGGGGUUGAGUUUGAAGGAGGAAAUGCGGUGUUUUGGGGGGCAAUGGACGAUACAUUCAUUGAUCACAUAUUUGUAUUUUUGGAAUGAUAUGUACCUAGCUAGGUACUUUUAUGCAUGUAUAAAAACUGGGAAACCUGAC
This is a messenger RNA of Exophiala xenobiotica, 999 nucleotides long. RefSeq lists its product as uncharacterized. The transcript has a single exon. NCBI's taxonomy places the organism in Eukaryota, Fungi, Ascomycota, Eurotiomycetes, Chaetothyriales, Herpotrichiellaceae. The record is from RefSeq and is a predicted model, not a curated record. The coding region runs from base 237 to 695 and encodes 152 amino acids.